GGGACGGGGCUGGGGUCACCCUGUUGGGCAGCUCAAGGCUCUGUGUCCUCAGCACAGGGGUUUGGGAUAAAUCUGUGUCAGAGGAGGAGGAAGAGGAGGAAGAGGUGCAAAGCACAGCCCUGAUGGGUCAAUCUGUACCUGGGCUCCUUCUCCUUCCUCCAGGAGCUCUGGGAGUUUGCAUGAAGAACACUUUUCUGGCAAAACUGGAUCUGCUCCCCGUGAGCAUCCUUGGUGCAGCAGCCCCGAGAGGCACCUGUGUGUCGGCUGCCCUUGCAGGGGACACUGCCACUGCCCGGACACAGGACAAUGUCCUCGUGCUGCCAGUGCCACCCUGGGCUGCUCGGUGCCACCCUGGGCUGCUGCCCUUGCAGGGGACAGUGCCACUGCCCGGACACAGGACAAUGUCCUCGUGCUGCUUUCUGCCCGCUCGGCAAGCUCCGGAGGGGACAGAGCCUCGCUCUGCUCUCCCAUUUUUCCACCCAAACGCUGACUUUCUCCUCCCCCCAGGGUGCUCCUGCAGCCUGGGGCUGGUUUAUGCCAGUAAACCCUGCACGAUGCCGCCCAUCACCUUCCAGGACCUGCCCCUCAACAUCUACAUGCUCAUUUUUGGCACCGGCAUCUUCAUCUUCCUGCUCAGCCUCAUCUUCUGCUGCUACUUCAUCGGCAAGCUGCGGCACCAGGCGCAGAGCGAGCGCUUCGGCUACAAGGAGGUAAAGCCGGGGGUGCCGGGGCUGAGCGGGGACACCGCGGGGAUCGAUCCUGCUCCUUCCAAAGCGCUGGCACGGGACACCCUGCCCGGAACCCCCCGGGCUCAUCCCGCCCCUGCCCGGCUCCCUUCAGCUCCUCCCGGGGCGAUCCCGGUGGGAAAUCCCGGUGGGAAAUCCCGGUGGGAAAUCGUGGUGGGAAAUCCCGGUGGGAAAUCCCGGUGGGAAAUCCCGGUGGGACAUCCCGGUGGGAAAUCCUGCCCCUCCUUCUCCCCCUCAGGUGGUUCUGAAGGGCGACGCCCGCAGGCUGAACGUGCACGGGCAGACCUGCGCCGUCUGCCUGGAGGAUUUUCGGCUGAGGGAGGAGCUGGGGGUGCUGCCGUGCCAGCACGCCUUCCACAGAAAGUGCCUGCUGACGUGGCUGGAGGUUCGCUGCGUGUGCCCCAUGUGCAACCAGCCCCGCAAGCAGCCCCGCGCCGGCAUCGGGACCCUCCUGGACGAGCUGCUGUGAGGCGGCGCCGCGGCUGCAUCCCACCCUGCGGGACCCCGCGGGAUCCCCCCUGCCCGGGGUCCCUCUGCGGGGAUCCGCGGGCGGCGAUUCCACCCCCGAGGCCGCGGCUCGGCUCGGGCUUUGUCCUUGUGCGGGCGGUGCUCCCCGUGGAGCCGGAAUUCCCGGCGGGAAGCUGAGCCCCGGGCUGCGGGUGGGGGUCCUCUCCCCUCGGACAGGGGUCCGGAUCCUCUCCCCCCGGACAGGGAGACCCCCGGGGUCCUGAUCCUUUUCCCUCCGGAGGUCCAGAUCCUCUCCCCCGGACAGGGAGACCCCCGGGGUCGGGAUCCUCUCCUCCGGACAGGGAGACCCCCGGGGUCGGGAUCCUCUCCUCCGGACAGGGAGACCCCCCGGGGUCCGGAUCCUCUCCCCUCAGAUAGGGAGACCCCCGGGAAUCCUGAUCCUCUCCUCCGGACAGGGAGACCCCCGGGGUCCGGAUCCUCUCCCCUCAGACAGGGAGACCCCUGGGGUCGGGAUCCUCUCCCCUGGACAAGGAGACCCCCGGGGUCCGGAUCCUCUCCCCUCAUACAGGGAGACCCCCGGGGUCCGGAUCCUCUCCCCCGGA
Messenger RNA from Motacilla alba alba, 1816 nucleotides. It is a transcript of the gene RNF122, whose product is annotated as ring finger protein 122. Lineage: Eukaryota; Metazoa; Chordata; Aves; Passeriformes; Motacillidae. The transcript has 4 exons. Bases 123 to 1391 code for a protein of 422 amino acids. The record is from RefSeq and is a predicted model, not a curated record.